CCCAGCCCCAUAACGGCCCUCCUCGUUCAGUGCUUACGAAGCAGUGACAAGCAGCUGCCUGGGGUGUGCUGGUGGGUGACUGCUCUGGCCCACCUGUCUCCAGCCCUUCCUCCUGCAAGUCUGUGCCCUGCUUUUGAGCCAUGGGGGACCCCUCAGAGCCCCCUUCUGGGCAGUACUCCAACAGGAGGAGUUUCCAGGCCUCCAGUCAGCGGGGCAGUCAGGAGGCCUCACAGUCUCAGGACGCAAUCCCGGAGGCGCUGCCACAGAUGCUGCUGGGACAACAGCGGGGCAGUCAAGGGGUCCCCGCUGGCCUGCCCCAGGCUGAUAUCCGCAGGUCCCUGGGGGCCGAACUUCCCGAAGACGAGGUCUGGCAGAUGUCGCAGACCUUCCAAGCUGCAGAGGCCGCCAUGGGCCUCAUGGAGCACCCCGAACUUCCCUUGGGGUUCCAGACCCAUGCCUACCUGCCAGAUGGCAGGACCCUGGCGGGUGAACACACCACCAACCUGAUGCUACAGCAGCUGCAGCAGGGCCAGGCUGGCCUCUUGCAGCAACUGGAGUCAACCUACCGCCCCAGGGGGUCAAGCUUCUGGAGUCAUUUCGACAGCUACCAGAGAGAAGACCAGCACUUUAAGCCCGAAACUCAGCACAGCCCCUACCCAAGGGACGACCCUGGGACCCCCUGGCUGUCUCUCUCAGAGCAGGGCUUCCUGUGCUACAGUCCUGAGGUGCCUGAGCCCCAGCCUCGGGACUUGGCGGUGCAGAACGCCAAGGCCUACCUGCUGCAGACCAGCGUCAGCUCAGACCUCAGCCUGUACGAGCACCUGGUGAAUCUCCUGACCAAGAUCCUCAACCAGCGGCCCGAGGACCCCUUGUCUAUCCUGGAGUCUCUGAACCGCACCACGCAGUGGGAGUGGUUCCACCGCAAGCUGGACACGCUGCGGGAUGAGCCCGAGAUGCAGCCCACCUAUGAGAUGGCCGAGAAGCAGAAGGCGCUGUUCAUCCGGGGCAGUGGAGAUCGGGAGCAGGACAUGGAGGAGGAGGUGGCGGACACCGCGGUGCCCAACAUCAUGGAGGCGGCCUUCCACCUGGAGCAGGCCGGCGUGGGGCUGAGCGCCGAGGAGAGUUUCCGCAUCUACCUGGCGCUGAAGCAGCUGGUGGAGCAGCAGCCGGUGCACACGUGCCGCUUCUGGGGCAAGAUCCUGGGGCUGCGCCGUAGCUACCUGGUGGCCGAGGUGGAAUUCCGCGAGGGCGAGGAGGAGGGCGAGGAGGAGGAGGGCGAGGAGCUGCUGGAGGGCGCCGAGGCGCUGGAGCCGCCGGGCGGCGAGGAGGAGGGCGAGGAGGACGAGGAGAAGGUAGCGGACGCGGUGCCCAAGCCGCAGUGGAAGCCGCCGCCGGCGGUGCCCAAGGAGGAGAGCCGCACAGGCGCCAACAAGUACCUAUACUUCGUGUGUGCCGAGCCCGGCCGCCAGUGGGCGCGCCUGCCGCACGUGACGCCCGCGCAGAUCGUGUGCGCGCGCAAGAUCCGCAAGUUCUUCACCGGCCACUUGGACGCACCGGUGGUCAGCUACCCGCCCUUCCCAGGCAACGAGGCCAACUACCUGCGCGCCCAGAUCGCGCGCAUCUCGGCCGCCACGCACAUCAGCCCGCUCGGCUUCUACCAAUUCGGCGAGGAGGAGGGCGACGAGGAGGACGAGGGCGGCGCGGGCAGGGACUCCUUCGAGGAGAACCCCGACUUCGAGGGCAUCCCCGUGCUCGAGCUGGUUGACUCCCUAGCCAACUGGGUGCAUCACGCGCAGCACAUCCUGCCGCAGGGCCGCUGCACUUGGGUGAACCCUUUGCAGAAGACGGAUGAGGAGGAGGAGCUGGGGGAGGAGGAGGAGAAGGGCGACGAGGGGCCUGAGGAGGUGGAGCAGGAGGUUGGGCCACCGCUGCUGACGCCACUUUCAGAAGAUGCAGAAAUCAUGAACAUGGCGCCCUGGACCACCCGCCUGUCCUGCAGCCUCUGCCCGCAGUACUCUGUCGCCGUGGUGCGCUCCAACCUGUGGCCUGGGGCCUACGCCUUCGCCAGUGGCAAAAAGUUUGAGAAUCUCUACAUCGGUUGGGGUCACAAGUACAGCCCGGACAAUUUCAACCCAGCCCUGCCAGCCCCGGUUCAGCAGGAGUACGCCAGCGGUCCGGAGAUCACUGAGAUGAGUGACCCCACAGUGGAGGAGGAGCAGGCCCUGCGGGCUGCCCAGGAGCAAGCCCUGGCGGCCACCGAGGAGGAAGAGGAGGACGAGGAGGAAGAGGAGGACGAGGACCUGGAUGACUAAGGCCCUGUGGGUCCUUUCCCCAAGCAAGCAGACAACAGUUUUCCCUUCCACGUAGAUAGUUCCAGAUUGUAUUUUCACUGUGGUUUGCUUCCUGCUCCUGGCAUGCAGGGGUAGAAGACAAAUAAAUUUGCAGUGCAGAAAGUGA
Molecule: messenger RNA, 2457 nt
Organism: Cavia porcellus (domestic guinea pig)
Lineage: Eukaryota; Metazoa; Chordata; Mammalia; Rodentia; Caviidae
Gene: Rsph6a
Product: radial spoke head 6 homolog A
Exons: 6
Coding region: 141-2312 (723 amino acids)
Biological process (GO): axoneme assembly; cilium movement involved in cell motility; cilium assembly
Cellular component (GO): axoneme; radial spoke
Source: RefSeq, a predicted model, not a curated record